This is a messenger RNA of Macrosteles quadrilineatus (aster leafhopper), 676 nucleotides long. It is a transcript of the gene Cnep1r2, whose product is annotated as nuclear envelope phosphatase-regulatory subunit 1. Gene Ontology annotation, cellular component: Nem1-Spo7 phosphatase complex; cytoplasm. The transcript has 4 exons. Lineage: Eukaryota; Metazoa; Arthropoda; Insecta; Hemiptera; Cicadellidae. The record is from RefSeq and is a predicted model, not a curated record. The coding region runs from base 142 to 579 and encodes 145 amino acids.
UCAAUCAGCAGGAGCAGAGUCGAGUCGAAGUGUAGAAAUUUACUGUUAGGGUAAUUGAAAAUGUAAAAAUCCUGUAUAUGGUAUAAUUUUCGCAUAAGGAAAGGUAGAAUUAGAAAAUCCUACAAAGAUUUGUAACGUAUUAUGGAAUUGGCGAACCUGAGCGUAAAUUCAAAACGAAAAACAAAGAUGUCACUAGAACAAACUGCUUGUGAAGACUUGAAAGCAUUUGAGAGACGACUCACAGAAGUUAUUGCUUGCCUACAUCCAGCAACAUUACGCUGGAGAAGUAAGUCUGCAUUAAUGCUCGUCAUAGUCUCCGUCUUCACAGGGAUUGGAGCGUUCACUUGGCUCUCCGACCCAGAUACUUCCGAGGUUUCCUUCAUGCAGAGUUUGUUGAAUCAUCCCUUCUUCACACUUUCAGCCCUCAUUCUAGUUGUGCUGUGCUUCAUGGGGAUACAUAAGAGGGUAAUUGCGCCGUCCAUCAUCACUUCUCGUACUCGCCUUGUACUCAGUGACUUCAACAUGUCCUGCGAUGACACCGGAAAACUGAUCCUGCGACCUCGUCCUGCCAUGACCUAACAUUCUUAUUGUUCUUAUUUGUUCUUAUUGUUCUUAUUGUUGUCCUUGUAUAUAUCCUGUAGCUAAUAAAUAAGUUUUGUACAUACGUUUGACUCUA